Molecule: messenger RNA, 1444 nt
Organism: Lemur catta (Ring-tailed lemur)
Lineage: Eukaryota; Metazoa; Chordata; Mammalia; Primates; Lemuridae
Gene: TDRP
Product: testis development related protein
Exons: 3
Coding region: 88-633 (181 amino acids)
Biological process (GO): spermatogenesis
Cellular component (GO): cytosol; nucleus
Source: RefSeq, a predicted model, not a curated record
CCCGCCGCACGGUCCCGCCCGGCCCACGGGCCCGUGUCCCGCAGGAGCCGCAGGCCGAGCGCCCGGCGGCGGGGAGGGACGCGGAGCAUGUGGAAGCUGAGCCGGGGCCGGGUGCUCCUGGACGAGCCCCCGGAGGAGGAGGACGGCCUGCGGGGGGAGCCGCCGCCCAGCGUCCCCGCGCCGGCGCAGGGAGCAAGUUUCCGAGGGUGGGAAGAAGUGACUCCUCUGUUUAAUACGGACGACCAGCAGCGGCUCCUGGAGCGGCGCGAGUCUCCCAAGUCCAGAGGAACUAACGUACGAUUAAAAGAAGAAUUGAAGACAGAGAAGAAAUCUGGAUUUUGGGACAAUUUGGUUUUAAAACAGAACGUACAGUCCAAAAAACCAGAUGAGAUUGAAGGUUGGGAGCCUCCAAAGCUUGCUCUGGAAGACGUGUCGGCUGACUUGGAGGACGCCUCGGGCGGCCGCUCGUCUCGGCCGGGCUGGGAGGAGGGUGCCAAGGGCUCUGCCAAGUACACCGCCCUGGCCGACGCCGCUGCCGGCUCCCGCUGGAGCCUCCGGUCGGCUGGCAGGCUGGUGAGCGUCCGCCGGCAGAGCAGAGGGCGGCUCACGGACAGCCGGGAGGAGGCAGAGUGAGGAGGCCGCAGCCGCCGUGCGCACUUCCGGGAGUUUGCUGCGCUGCGGCUUCUUGUUAGUAUGGUUGAGCCGCUGAGUCCUUCCCGCACGGGGAAGGGGAGGUCGUCUACUGUUUGCCUGUGUCCCACACGCCUGUCUUCGCUGACUGGUGAGCUCACACCCACACUGUGAUUCCUGGUCCCCUUGCUUGGGAGCGUCCCCCGCCACGGGCACAUUCUGGAGAAACUAGGUGUGGAUUUCUGAUGCUGUCCUGUGGGACAGCACAAAACUAUCUUCACGCCACCCUCAGCUGUAGUUCUCUGUCUCAGAGUCUCUGCCUUUCCCUUGCAGGUGAUGCACAUGUGACCAUCUCAUGUGUCACGUCCCAUCCAUGUCACAACACGCGAGGGUGUAUCAGUUGUGUAGUUCUUUUCUUUUGCUAGAGAAUUACAGUCUAGGAGGUAAGAUGACUCUUCCAAAGGUUAUGUUAAAUUUUGUUUAACUUGGCAAAUUAAACUUUUUAUAUUAAAUUUAAAAAUAUCUAAACAAAUAGUGGAAUGGCAAAGGUUAUAUUUGAGCAUAAAAUGUCAGUAUCUUAAGAUGCAUGUUCGACUCUUGCUGAGGGAGGAGUAGCCUCUUGCGUGCACACUGGAUGGCAACAGUGGCUCUUUUGGGGGAUUUUAUUUUUACUUCUCUUGAACUUUAUUUAUUUUCUUUAAAAACUUUACUCUUUCUGUUUACGGAUUAGCGAAGUGUGAAUGAAUUUGUCACUUGAUAAUCUUGUUUGGAAAACAUUACCUUGCUCAUUAUAGAGUUAAAAUCGUCCAUGAAA